Molecule: messenger RNA, 1185 nt
Organism: Botrytis fragariae
Lineage: Eukaryota; Fungi; Ascomycota; Leotiomycetes; Helotiales; Sclerotiniaceae
Exons: 4
Coding region: 1-1185 (394 amino acids)
Source: RefSeq, a predicted model, not a curated record
AUGACAACAUCAACGUCCCCCAACCCUGACAAAACCAGCAGCUCCAGAAUCAACACUACAUUCUGGUCUGCUUCUCCGAGUUGGAUUGAGCAUAUACAUUAUAUGAUGGCUACUAUCGAUUCCGUCAACGACGCAAUCUCGGCCGCGGAUCUGUCACCAACUGAACACUUACUCCUGAAGCAUUUUAUCAAAGAAGCAGUCGAGCUCAAACUUACCGCACAGUUCAUAAAUUCAAUAAUUGACCGAGACUCAAACAACAAGGAAGAUAGUUUACGCCGAUUAAAAAAGAUUGGAGGAAGUUGGGUAGCCGGUGUUAUAACAGUUGUUGAGCCUAUUUCUGAGCCACUUGACGCUUUGGAUAGAGAAAGAGAUGGACCAUAUUGCACUAUGUCAAUGUUUCAAGAAAGUAAUACAAGACCGGUGCCGACAUCGGUUGAGCCUAUGCACGUACGCUUACUUCGCAUUCUUGAAACUUUUGUUUCUACAUCUAAUGUGGAUCAGUUGAACACAUUACUUUUUAGUCAGAUUCAAGAUAAUGCAAUUCCCUUGCGUAAUCUCUGGUUACUUUCACCGAGUGUGCAUAAGGCUUUUCGAGCUGGUCACAUAGAAGUGCGGAAGAGUGUCGAUGAUUCUGAAGACAUGGAUAGUGAGGCUCUGCAACUAGAGACGCAUAAGUUGGCAUACAAGUGUCCUGUGCCACUCAAAAAUCUCUCUUUUGGAAAUGGAUUCCACUUUUCUGGAUCUCUGGAAUGGUUUGAAAUACCUAUAACAAAUCCUACAGAUCUUCCUUUGCCAAACAAAUUUAUUUUUGACAUCCACUGCCGUUUUACUACUGCUCUUCACCUUUUCAGCAUCGAGGAUCACAUUCAUCGUGACUGGCCUAAGACUACUAGUAGCAUCUUGCAAAAAUUAUUUGGAUCCCCCAUCAGAACUUUCAAACGAGAUUUUCACAAUUUGUGGUUGUGGGUACCAGACUCUAUACGAUUGCACUGUUACCGUCAUAUGUGGACCAUCGGAAAAUGGUGGUAUGGGCCAGAAGAAGUACAAUGGGUUCACAGAGUUCCUUUUGGACUUUACAUUAAAAAAGCGCAGGGGAUCUCAAAAUGGUUGAGCGAUACACUUCUAUCCCAGCCCCUUGAAGCGUCGAUAUUGUGGAAGACUCAAGCUAAGAUAUUACCUUCUUAG